Molecule: messenger RNA, 2220 nt
Organism: Oryza brachyantha (malo sina)
Lineage: Eukaryota; Viridiplantae; Streptophyta; Magnoliopsida; Poales; Poaceae
Product: protein kinase G11A-like
Exons: 3
Coding region: 299-2059 (586 amino acids)
Biological process (GO): protein phosphorylation
Cellular component (GO): nucleus; plasma membrane; cytoplasm
Molecular function (GO): protein serine/threonine kinase activity; ATP binding
Source: RefSeq, a predicted model, not a curated record
CAUUGUUGUAGUGCCAUUGCUGAACCCCACCACACACAAGUACGCAACAACACACACACAACCACGAGACUCGUGGAAGCUCGGCGAAAUCCAACGAGGCCUGCCUAGAAAAACGCCACCUCCCUCGGCAUCUUCUUGCUUGUUUGAUUCUUGGUGGAACCGUGAGCAGUUUGGUUCAGCCUUCCGGGCUCAGUUCAGUCUGAUGUGAAUGGAAGUUUCAUCACUAUUCCGAGAUUGCUAUUUUGAUUAACUAUAGCUUGUGGAAUUACUUGACCAUCUUGUUUGAUAAACAUCAGUUAUGGCAACAGCGGCUUCAAAACCAAUGCCUCAAACCCUCCCAGAAAUCCCAACCGCCCCAGAACCACAGCAGUAUCCCAAGACUGCUUCCGACAUCCCCAAAUCAAACAGCUCCUGUGCUUCAGUACCCAGAGCGCGACAAGAACCAAAUCACAGCAAAUUGAAUCAUAAAUUGGACUCAAAGGAUCAAAAGCCAAACCACAACCGGAAGGAACCUGAUGAUGUUUCUUCAAUCAAGCGUCCGGCUGAAGUGAGUGAAGACAUGGUUUCAGAAGGUGUUUCAAAUCAAGAAAAGAAGGUCGUGGAGUAUGAGAGUGUAAAUGGAAGCUCCACCUCAUUUCACACAUGCGAAGGGAGUGGUCCAGGAAAAGUAAGUGGAAGCGUUAGGUUGACGGAUCGAUCCGAGACUGGUGAAAGGGGUAGUAGUAGCAGAUGCAGGCCAAGCACAAGCAGUGAUAUCAGUGAUGAGAGUUCAUGUAGCAGCAUGAGCAGCACAAAGCCUCACAAGGCAAAUGAUUCACGGUGGGAGGCGAUUCAGAUGAUCAGGGUGAGAGAUGGGAUCCUUGGGUUGAGCCAUUUCAGGCUGUUGAAGAGGCUAGGCUGUGGUGAUAUUGGCAGUGUGUAUCUCUCUGAACUGAGCGGGACAAAGAGCUAUUUUGCGAUGAAGGUUAUGGACAAGGCUUCACUAGCAAGCCGUAAGAAGUUGCUCCGAGCUCAAACGGAGAAAGAGAUUCUGCAAUGCCUGGAUCACCCCUUUCUUCCUACACUGUAUACUCACUUCGAGACCGAUAAGUUCUCAUGCCUGGUGAUGGAAUUCUGCCCAGGAGGAGACCUGCACACCCUUCGACAGAGGCAACCUGGCAAAUAUUUUCCAGAGCAAGCUGUGAAAUUCUAUGUAGCAGAAAUCCUCUUAGCUUUAGAGUACCUGCACAUGCUCGGCAUCAUAUACCGUGAUCUGAAGCCAGAAAAUGUCCUGGUUCGGGAGGAUGGACAUAUCAUGCUGUCUGACUUUGACCUCUCACUUCGCUGCGCGGUUAGCCCAACACUGAUAAAAUCAUCCAACCCGGAUGCUGAAGCACUCAGGAAGAACAGUCAGGGUUACUGUGUCCAGCCAGCAUGCGUCGAGCCAUCCUGCGUGAUUCAGCCAUCAUGUGCAGCCCCUACAACCUGCUUCGGCCCUCGAUUCUUCAAAUCCAAGAAAGAUCGUAAACCGAAGCCUGAAAUUGCGACCCAGAUCAGCCCUUGGCCAGAGCUCAUAGCAGAGCCCAGUGAUGCGCGCUCAAUGUCAUUUGUCGGAACACAUGAGUACUUGGCCCCUGAGAUCAUCAAAGGAGAGGGCCAUGGUAGUGCUGUUGACUGGUGGACAUUCGGGAUAUUCUUGUAUGAACUUCUGUUUGGAAAGACACCAUUCAAGGGCUCUGGCAACCGGGCUACACUAUUCAAUGUCAUUGGCCAGUCAUUGCGCUUCCCAGAGUACCCAGUUGUGAGCUUCUCAGCAAGAGACUUGAUAAGGGGUCUACUUGUGAAGGAGCCCCAGCACCGGUUAGCUUACAAGCGUGGUGCCACAGAGAUAAAACAGCAUCCAUUCUUUGAAGGCGUAAACUGGGCGUUGAUCCGAUGCGCAAGCCCACCGGAGGUACCAAAGCCUGUCGAAAUUGAGAGGCCACCAAAGGUGCCCCCAUCCACAUCUGGAACUACUGAUGUGUCUAGUGGUGUGCCUCAGAAAGGUUCUGAUGGCUACUUAGAGUUUGACUUUUUCUAAUGAAUAUAUGGAUUUUCGAUAUAUCGAUUCUACGAUGAGAUGUAGGGCAUUUUUUAGGUGUAAUGUUUCUGGCAGGUGAUAAGUGUUGUAGAUUGUCCACUGCAACCUGUUUCUGUUGUUUCCAGCAUAGUUUAAAUCUUUUACAGCUUGUGUUUCAACAA